UUUGGAUGUAGUAAUGUAAACAUACAUAGUGAUUAUGUUUUCGCCAGAAUCGAGAGCAAAAAUCGAUAACCCUCCUCUUGGAGGUCUCACUUUCAUGCGCUAAACUAAUUUCUUAAUCACAAUUUAAAAAAUAGUCUAUUUUUAUGAAAUUCAUUUUCUAAUAGCAUAUGACAGAGCAUUCAAGAUUUUUAAGUUACAUAAUUACUUGCCGCGAGACUACCGAGUUUCUUGAUUGACGAUUAGGCGAAAGUUAUCGACCAAUAAGUGGACGGUAAUACUCGGUUACACUACUCACUGCAUUUAUCUCUGCGUUUAUCAUUACCAUUAAUUACCAUACUUACCAGCAAAGUUGAAUAUGGCUGACUUUCCAGAGUUUGUUAGUUUUUCGCGGCACAAGAAAAUACGGUGUAACGAUUAAAGAAAUUGCUUUCAUGUCGUAAAUCCGUGCACAAUGUUCAUCCAGAACUUGCCCAAUGACUUUUACAACGUAAUACUUGGACAUAGAACAUUGCUGCUGGUCAAUUUUGAUGUGGAUGCUAUUUGUGCCUGUAAAAUUCUGCAGUACCUUUUCAAAAAUGAUAACAUGAUUUACACUCUCGUACCAGUUCAGGGUGUUCAGGAUUUAGUGCAAGCAUAUACAGAAAACUGUGAAGAGGUGAGCUAUGUGAUUAUGAUAAAUUGUGGUGGUACAUUGGACAUAGUAGAACUUCUGCAGCCUUCUGAGGAUAUUAUAUUUUUUAUUGCUGAUAGUCACAGACCCUACGAUUUAUGUAAUAUAUAUUCUGAGGAUCAAGUAAGAAUUUUAGGUAAACCAGAUGCUGAAGAAGAUAUUCCAGAGUAUAAUGAUGUAUUUAGAGAUGAUUCAUCGGACGAAGAGGAACCUGAUGAUGGAGAUGAUUCAGAAGCAGAAGGUGAAGGUGAAGAUAGAAGAGUCAAAAGGCGAAGAUUAAAUGAGGAAGAUAUAAUCAGAAGGAGACAACGAGUAGAGUGGUCUAAAAAUAGAAGCGAUAUUCUUUUUCAAUACACACAGUAUAGUUAUUAUGGUAAAUCGAGUGCAGUGUUAAUAUUCGAAUUGGCUUGGAAAAUGUCAAAGGACUCACUGGACAUGGUCUGGUGUGGUAUAGUAGGAGCAACUGAACAAGCCAUAUUGGGUAAAGUAGAAACAAGUGCAAGCGUUUUAGAAGCUGGUAGUCUACAGGCUCACGUUUCUCGGUUGAGUCAUAGACAUGUAACUGAUGAAAAUCAAUCUCAACAAUCUACUGUGAAAGUUAUUUAUGAGAAAGAUCUACAAUUACCCCUUUACCGUCACUGGACCGUCGAAGCCAGUCUAAAACAUUCCAUAGUCACUGCUGUUUCUUUGCGAUUAUGGUCUGCAAAAGGUGAAAAACGUAUAAAAGAACUUCUAGCUGAAAUGGGUUUGCCGCUGGCCCAAUCACGGCAAAAAUUUUGCACAAUGGAUCUAAAUCUAAGACAGGAAUUCAAACAAAUGCUUGAGAAAUUAGCUAGCAAAUACAAUUUAGACAGUAUUGUAGGCGGCAGUUUCAUGUUACAAUAUGGAUACAGAUUUAAGUACUGUGCUUCAGAUGUAGUUUAUGCUAUGUUGGCAUUAUUAGAAUCUUCGACAAAAGAACGAUUACCUCAACGCUGCUUUCUUGACGCUUUAGACUGUUUAUCCAGGCUAAAGAAGGAUUCCUUAGAGCACGGUAUAGAUACAGCCAAGCAUAUGCUUGAGAAUAUUUUUCGAACAGGUCACACGGUUCUGGAGAUGAAAAAGAUAAAAAAUACAGGAUCUUUUCUCUAUGUGGUCCUCUCAGAAAGUGAUCCAAAUGGGCACUUAUUUACGCAUCCGCACUCACUCAUUUUAUUUGCACAAUUUACAUUGAGAGCAUAUGUCGAAUCUACGAAGAGCAGACGUGCACGAGGCUGGCCUCUGAUCGCCUGUGCUUCAAUAAAUUCUGACGAAGAUUCGUGUCUUCUUGUGGGGAUCCCUCCAAUUUCCGAGGAUCAGCCUAGGAGUCUUUUUGGACGAGCGUUCGAACAAGCUGCCAGGAAUACAAAUUCUUUUAUCGAUCCUGAUUACUUCGAUGCUACUAUUAUAAGACUGAAAAUCAAAGAACAAGGCAAAUUCUUUGAUGCUCUGACAGACCUGUUUGCGUGAGUAGCCAGAAAAUUGAAACAGCAUAUCAAUGCAAUUUUAGUAAUACUUUUUUUUAAUCAUCUCGAA
This is a messenger RNA of Cephus cinctus (wheat stem sawfly), 2224 nucleotides long. It is a transcript of the gene Cdc45, whose product is annotated as cell division control protein 45 homolog. Gene Ontology annotation, molecular function: single-stranded DNA binding; chromatin binding; DNA replication origin binding. Bases 452 to 2158 code for a protein of 568 amino acids. The record is from RefSeq and is a predicted model, not a curated record. Gene Ontology annotation, biological process: mitotic DNA replication preinitiation complex assembly; DNA replication initiation; double-strand break repair via break-induced replication. NCBI's taxonomy places the organism in Eukaryota, Metazoa, Arthropoda, Insecta, Hymenoptera, Cephidae. The transcript has 10 exons. Gene Ontology annotation, cellular component: DNA replication preinitiation complex.